Molecule: messenger RNA, 582 nt
Organism: Eublepharis macularius
Lineage: Eukaryota; Metazoa; Chordata; Lepidosauria; Squamata; Eublepharidae
Gene: SMIM8
Product: small integral membrane protein 8
Exons: 3
Coding region: 81-374 (97 amino acids)
Source: RefSeq, a predicted model, not a curated record
CCCCGUCCCAUGGUCCUGCGCUCCCGGUUCAGUUGCGGCGCUGAGUGCUGAGCCUGGUUUGAUACGGAGAGAGCAGGAAAAUGUCCUCGGCAUCUCCACCUCCAGAUUUACAGCACGAAGCACCCAAAGAGAAAGACUAUCGAGUUCCUGGACUGCGAAGUGCCCGGACCACCACCCUGUUCCGUGCUGUGAACCCAGAACUCUUCAUUAAGCCUAACAAACCUGUUAUGGCUUUUGGGCUUAUAGCAAUUACACUUUGUGUAGCCUACAUUGGCUAUUUGCAUGCACAGCAAGAGAAUAAAAAGGACAUCUAUGAAGCUAUUGAUGGUGAGGGAAACAGAAAUACAAGGCGGAAGACUUCAAAAUGGGACUAAACAAGUUAAUAAGGGUGUAUAUGAAUUAUAGUAGAAGGCAAGACAAUUGCAUGUGGCUUUUUGAAUCCUGAUUUUUUGGCUUCGUCUGGAGCAUCAACAUUUUUCAAAGCAAUAAUUUAUAUUUCUCUUUAAAUGUAAUCCAGUUUAAUUGACAGUGUAAAAUGUUAUUGCCUGUAAAUAUUCUGAAUAAAACCAGCAUUAUUAAGAA